AUGCAAGGGGAUGGAAAUAAUGAGAAUUGUCAAGUUGAAUAUCUAGAACCUCCGGUCAAAUCGGAGAAUGACAAGAAGGAAUAUAGAGCUAUCAGAUUACCAAAUGGUUUAGAAGCUUUGCUAAUAUCCAAUGAAGAUUCAUGCUCUUCUCAACAUCAAGAUAUAAAAAAUGAAAUGAAGGUUGCAUGUUGCUUAUGUGUGAAAACAGGAUUUUUCGAAGAGCCACCAGAAUUUCCAGGCAUAUCAUUUUUUUUCGAGCAUAUCCUUUUGACUGAAUUUAACGAAUAUUGCAAAAAACAUGAUUUAGAAAAAUUUUUCGAGAAAUAUGAAGGCAAUUGCAAUUGCUUACUUCAUUACGAAUAUACAUCGUUCGUCUUUGAUAUUCAAAAAGAACAUUUUUUAUCAGUUCUCAUUAAUUUUGCUGAAUUUUUCACUAACCCUUUACCAGAAAAAGAUGUAUUUAUGCAGAAUCGAAACGACAUAAAAGAAGAAUUUCAGACAGUUUUAAAUUUAGCCAAGAAUAAAGUUCAUCAACCACUGCUUUGCUCCUUUACGCGAACUAAUCAUCCAAUCAACAAGAUUUUUGAGGAUCGUAUUAUGAAAGUGCACGAAAAUUUGGAUUACACGAAAUUAUAUGAAGAGUUACAUAAAUUCAAAGAGCGCUAUUAUAGUGCUCGCAAAAUAAAGCUGGUUAUACAGGCAAAAUUACCGCUAAAUACAUUGGAACAAUAUGUCACAACUGAUACGUGUUUUAUUAAUAUACCAACUAACAAACUAUCUCCCGAUGACUCUACCGAAUUAAUAAAAAAUGAUGUUCCUUUUGAUACUGCCGUUUUUCAAAAAAUAUAUAAAAUUUCUUCGAAACAUGGACAACUAGAAAUAACAUGGGCCAUGCCUUCGCUAUAUCCUUUAUAUAAAAGUAAACCAGAUCAAUAUAUCUCACAGUUUAUUGGACAUAAAGGAAAAGGUUCCCUAAUUAGUUAUCUAUGCGAAAAAAUGUGGAAUAUUUCUCCUUCCAAUGAGGAAAUUUGUUGCAGUAUACAUACUUUCACGUACAGCUUAAUUAAGAUUAUUAUAAAUCUCUCCAAGAAAGGAAAACAGAAUGUGAAGGAAGUUCUAGAUGCGAUAUUUUCCUAUAUCAAUUUGCUAAAGAAGGAAGGUCCGCAGAAAAAAAUUUACGACGAGUUUAAUGAGAUUUCAAGAAAUACUUUUAGAUAUUUUGAUAAAAAUCCAGUGGAUAACGUGAAGAGUUUAUGUAUAAAUUUACACACGUAUCCGUCGCGCGAUUAUAUAACUGGAAACAAAAUUUAUUUUGAAUAUGAUCCAGAAGCUAUAACAAAAAUUUUGAAUUAUUUGACGCCAGAGACUGCAAAUAUUAUGAUUUUCGACAAUGACUUUGGUAAUCUAAAAUUAGAUAAGCUCGAUUCAUGGUCGAAAACACGAUAUACAGACAUCAAGGUACCACACGAAUGGCUCGAACAUUGGAAAUCCGUCGAGCCAUUGUCAGAUUUUUAUUUACCGGAGAAGAAUAUAUAUCUUCAUAUUGAACAUUCUUUAGAACCAUUGCCUGCAAAUGUUCCAAAAUAUCCUAUAAAAUUAUACAGUAACAGUAUAUCAGAGCUUUGGUAUCGCCCGAAUCCCAAGUUUCGUUUACCAAGAUCUUAUAUGUAUACACAUUUUAUUUCCUCUCUAGGACCUCAGUCACCGGAAAAUGCCGCUCUCAUGACAAUAUACUGCAACAUGAUAAAAUUACUAGUAGUGGAAGAAUUAUAUCCAGCUAUAGAGAGUGGGUACACUUAUGACAUCAGUGUUAGUGAGAAAGGAAUUAUAACAAAAAUAUCCGGACAUAUGCCGAUCAUAUUGUUGUUAACUAUAAUAAAAAACAUGAUGUAUUUGAUGGACUGUUCGAAUGUUUUGACGGAAAUAUUUGAAAUGAUCAAAGAUCAACAAGUUGAUAUUUAUAACGAUGCAUUUACUAAACCUAAAAUACUCGCUGAGGAUGUGAGAUUAUGGAUAGUAAAAUUAGUCCAUUAUACAUACGUUGAUAUGCACAAUGCUCUACAAAAUGUCAGUUUUGAAGAAUUUCAAAAUUUUGCAAAAUUUUUUGUCAAACGUCUAUACAUUCAGUGUCUCGUGCAAGGCAAUAUAACGCAGGAUACUGCGAUAGAGUCUAUGCAACAAUGUGUUGAAACAUUUAAAUGUAACUCUUUACGUUCUAAUAUGAUACAACCGAAUAGAGUCUUUCAGUUACCCUUGGGCACAAGUUAUUGCAAAUUGAAAAAUAUCAACAAACAUGAUCCAACUUCCGUUGUGGUAAAUACUUAUCAAAUCGAUGUCAUGUCAAUUGAGUUAUCAGUGUUAAUGAGACUAAUGAUCAUGAUAAUGAAAAAACCGUUGUCAAUGCAAUGCCAAUUAAAAAAUCAAGAUUUUUUUAUACAACAUACUUCAUGCGACUGUACGGAUGUCGAUGGAAUUUUAGAAUAUUCUAUUAGUGCCACAUAUUCAAUGAUAAAUGAAUUAUACACAACUGAAGAAAUUAACAAGUGGCUCGAUGGAUUUUUAGCAUUUUUUAAAAAAUUUUUGAAUGAAUUCUCAGAAAAUGACUUAGAUGAUGUUAAGGAAAGAUUAAGAAUACUUAAGCAACAUGCUGAUAUAAAUAUUGAAGAAGAAAUUAAUAGAAACUGGAAUGAGAUCAUAAAAUGUCAAUACAUGUUUGACAGACACGAGAGAGAAAUACUUGCAUUAAAUAAAAUAAAAAUAAACGACCUAAGAGAAUGGUUUGAUAAGUACACGUGGGACGAAAAUUAUAUGAAAAAAUUGAGUGUACAUAUUAUAGGAACUGAUCCCAACAAAGCGCAAUCCAUUGCUUUGGAAUACAUAAUCGACGAACAUCAAGAGUAUAGAAAGAGUGAAGUAGAAGAAAAAUAUAUUACUAAAAUAGGACAAUACAAAAAAAAUCUUUAUGUUUAUCCAGCAAUUGAGGGAUACUCAACUUAG
This is a messenger RNA of Atta colombica, 2997 nucleotides long. Its product is annotated as nardilysin-like. NCBI's taxonomy places the organism in Eukaryota, Metazoa, Arthropoda, Insecta, Hymenoptera, Formicidae. Gene Ontology annotation, molecular function: metal ion binding. The transcript is spliced from 12 exons. The record is from RefSeq and is a predicted model, not a curated record. The coding region runs from base 1 to 2997 and encodes 998 amino acids.